AUGAAUGGAUCCAGGAUUCCUCAGUAUCUGGACGACCUGAAAAGGAAGUGGCCAAACCUGGCAUCCAAAUAUGUCCGGUCUGACUCCUUCGUGGAUCCUUUAUCCCUACCGAGAAAUCCCCAUACAAGUGGAAGCAGCUGGCAAGUAGUCAUGUUGAUGCUCUGGAAGAAGAUUUUGGCACUAUUCGGGUUCCUGUUAGGAUGGUGGACGUUUAUUUAUGUGGACGCUGAGACCAAGCCAAUAACGAGCAACGCAGUGAGCACCGUGAUUCACGAAGACAAGAGAAUCCUUGACAGUAUAGAAGAUACCAGAAAGGGCAUUGAUCGAUUGCAUCUUAGCAAUCGCCAGCGUGAAGUCCUUAAGUGGCUAAAUCCACCGGAUCCCUCGACACAUUACAACAAGGCCCUGCAGCAACGCCAUGGAUGCUCGGGACUUUGGUUCUUACAAAGUAAUGCCUUCGCCAAAUGGAAGAUACAGCCGGAUUCAUUCUUAUGGUUAAAUGGCAUCCCUGGAUGUGGCAAGACAAUUCUUAGCUCCGCAAUCCUUAAAGACCUUCUUGACACCCUGCCUUUUCAGCCCCUCUACUUCUACUUCGACUUCAAUGACACAGGGAAGCAGACGUUCGAUAGCAUGUUGCGAUCCCUAAUCAACCAGCUGUGCUGCAAGUGUGAGGAUACCUGGAAACCAUUGGAUUUACUCUUUUCCUCUCACCAAGACGGACGUGUACACCCGUCCUACGAAUCACUUCGUAAGGUUCUCUUGGAAGUGAUCGGGCAGGUCGAACAAGUUUGGAUCGUUCUGGAUGCUGUUGAUGAGUGCAGCACAAGGAGUGGCCCCCCAACAGAAGGAUUACUAUCCUGGAUGAGAGAUCUAACAUCUCAACAGAAGAAUGUCCAUCUUCUUGUGACUAGUCGACCGGAACAAGACAUCAAAUCCGAGAUCGUUGAAUGGGCUUCUCUAGAUAACAUUGUGCCUAUUCGGGGUGACGGCAUUGACGAUGAUAUUCGUGCGUACGUCCAUACUAGAGUCAGAGAGGACAAGGGCCUUAAAAGAUGGCGAACUCAACCAGAUGUUCAGGAAGAAAUCGAACAUCGACUUAUGGAGAAAGCAGACGGAAUGUUUCGAUGGGCUACAUGUCAGCUUGAUGCGCUAGAAAAUUGCCUCGAGUAUCGCACUCUCCAAAAGGCUCUCAAGUCCCUCCCGAAAACUUUGGAUGAGACCUAUAGCAGGGUCUUACACAGCAUCCCGUCCGAAUAUAAGCAGAAUGCCUUCAGGAUUCUUCAAUUCCUGACAUACUCAGCGCGGCCUCUAAGUGUCAGCGAGAUGGUCGAUGCAAUAGCAGUGGAUACUGAAGGAGAAGAUUAUCAAUAUUUUGAUCCAAAACAUAGGAUGCCCGACCCUCGCGAAAUCACCUGUUUUUGUUCCAGCUUGAUUGUCUUUACAUCCACAACGCAUAAUUCAGAUGUCGACAACAAGGAUGACGAUGUGAAGCUUCAGCUAGCACAUUUCUCUGUGAAAGAAUAUCUAAUAUCAGGUCGGCUUGACAAAGACCUCGCGCACAACUUUGAGGAGUGCGCUGCCAGAGCGUCGAUUGCUACCGUUUGCCUUGCGUAUCUCUUGCAUUUAAACAAGGAAAUCUCGGUAAUAGAGAUCAGAGAGAAGUUUCCGCUGGCGCAGUAUUCGGCACGGUACUGGAUGGACCACGCUGCAAUAACUGAAGGGAAAGACGAAACUCUGGAACGUUUUAUUGUGAAGAUUUUUUACCACAAUAGAGAUUCCUUGCGGAACUGCUAUAGCCUCUACCAACCAGAUCAGACUUGGUUUUGGACGGAAUUAAAAGGCCAAUGUUCGGCAUUAUAUUAUGCAUCUUAUGGGGGAUUGGUGAACGCUGUGAAGUACAUACUAAGUCAGGGCGCGAACGUCAACGCGCAUGGUGGAAUUCAUGGCAACGCGCUGCAUGUGGCAUCUUUAAGAGGCCAUGAGAAGGUUGUUGAGCUGCUGCUUAGAAAAGGUGCUGAUAUUAGCGCGCAAGGUGGAAGUAAAGGCACUGCACUGCACAUGGCAUCUUCAAGAGGCCAUGAGAAGAUUGUUGAGCUGCUACUUAGAAAGGGUGCUAAUAUCAAUGCACAGGUUGGGCAUAAAGGCACUGCGCUGCGCGCAGCAAUUAUAGCAGGCUGUAAGGAGAUUAUUGAGCUGCUGCUUAGACAGGGUGCUGAUAUUAACGCACAAGAUGGAAGUGAAGGCACUACACUGCACGCGACAAUUGUAGCAGGCUAUAAGGAGAUUAUUGAGCUGCUGCUUAGAAAGGGUGCUGAUAUCCACUCACAGGUUAGAUUUUAUAACACCGCGCUGCACGCGGCAAUUGUAGCAGGCCAUGAGGAGAUCGUUGAGCUUCUACUUAGGGAGGGUGCCAAUGUCCACCUGCAGGAUGGGUUAAAAGGCAAUGCACUUCAAAUGGCUUCAUAUACAGGCCAUGACCAAAUAGUGAAGCUACUGCUUGAUUAUGGUGCGGAUGUUAAUGUACGAGAUGGAAUUUAUAGCAAUGCACUACAGGUAGCUUCAUACAAAGGCCAUGAGCAAGUGGUGAAGCUGCUGCUUGAGAAUGGGGCUGAUAUCAAUCAAGUCAAAGGUGGCUUGCAUAAAAUACAUGAGCGAGUGGUGAAACUGCUGCUUGAGAAUGGGGCUGAUAUCAAUCAAGUCAAAGGUGGCUUGCAUAAAAUACAUGAGCAAGUGAGCUUCUGCGAUAUCCUCAACGAGCAUAGCAGAAAAGCCUAUAUUUCAUUUAUAACCAAUCUUUGUGGCGUGUUGGAGGUCUUUCACGGAUUUUGUCAAAAGAGGGCAUGA
Messenger RNA from Talaromyces atroroseus, 2844 nucleotides. RefSeq lists its product as hypothetical. Gene Ontology annotation, biological process: positive regulation of transcription by RNA polymerase II. The transcript has 3 exons. NCBI's taxonomy places the organism in Eukaryota, Fungi, Ascomycota, Eurotiomycetes, Eurotiales, Trichocomaceae. Gene Ontology annotation, cellular component: nucleus. Bases 1 to 2844 code for a protein of 947 amino acids. The record is from RefSeq and is a predicted model, not a curated record. Gene Ontology annotation, molecular function: protein binding; transcription cis-regulatory region binding.